Molecule: messenger RNA, 1170 nt
Organism: Otolemur garnettii (small-eared galago)
Lineage: Eukaryota; Metazoa; Chordata; Mammalia; Primates; Galagidae
Product: C-X-C chemokine receptor type 2-like
Exons: 2
Coding region: 47-1111 (354 amino acids)
Biological process (GO): immune response; neutrophil chemotaxis; G protein-coupled receptor signaling pathway
Cellular component (GO): membrane
Molecular function (GO): interleukin-8 binding; C-X-C chemokine receptor activity
Source: RefSeq, a predicted model, not a curated record
GGUGAAAAACCCAGCAUCCUGGCCAGGAUUUAAAUUUACCUCAAAAAUGGAAGAUAUGGACUGGGAAGAUUUCCUUAAUGAAGACUUUAGUAAUUACAGCUAUAGCACUGACCUGCCCCCUAUUCUACCAGAUUCUGCCCCAUGCCGGCCAGAAUCCCUGGAUAUCAAUAAGUAUGCAGUGGUCACCAUCUACGCCCUGGUGUUCCUGCUGAGCCUGCUGGGAAACUCCCUGGUGAUGCUGGUCAUCUUGUAUAGCCGCGUCAGCCGCUCUGUCACUGAUGUCUACCUGCUGAACCUGGCCAUGGCCGAUCUGCUCUUUGCUCUGACCUUGCCCAUCUGGGCCGCCGCCAAGGUGAAUGGCUGGAUUUUUGGCACACCCGUAUGCAAGCUGGUGUCCCUCCUGAAGGAAGUCAACUUCUACAGUGGCAUUCUCCUGCUGGCCUGCAUCAGUGUGGACCGCUACCUGGCCAUUGUCCAUGCCACACGCACGCUCACCCUGAAGCGCCACUUGGUCAAGUUCGUAUGCCUGGGGAUGUGGGCCCUAUCUCUGUGCCUGUCUCUCCCCGUCAUAAUUUUCCGGAAGGCUUUUCACCCUCCUUUCUCCAGCCCAGUCUGUUAUGAGGACAUGGGCAACAGUACAACCACAUGGCGGAUGGUGCUGCGGAUCCUGCCCCAGACUUUUGGCUUUGUCCUGCCGCUGCUGGUCAUGCUGUUCUGCUACGGCUUCACCCUUCACACACUGUUUAAGGCCCACAUGGGGCAGAAGCACCGGGCCAUGCGGGUCAUCUUUGCUGUCGUCCUUAUCUUCCUGCUCUGCUGGCUGCCCUACCACCUGGUCCUGCUGGCAGACACCCUCAUGAGGAUACAGGUGAUCAAGGAGAGCUGUGGGCGCCGCAGUGACAUCGACCAGGCCCUAGAAGCCACUGAGAUUCUGGGCUUCCUCCACAGCUGCCUCAACCCUGUCAUCUACGCCUUCAUUGGCCAAAAGUUUCGUUAUGGACUCCUCAAGAUCCUGGCUACCCACGGCUUCAUCAGCAAGAGAUUCUUGCCCAAGGACAGCAAGCCUUCCUUCGUAGGCUCUUCCUCAGGGAACACUUCCACUACAGUGUGAGACUCCUGCCUCAGUGCAGCCCCUUGGGCUUCCUCCCUUCCCUCAGUGUCCUAUUCUAA